ACACACAAAUUUCAAUAAUGUGCCAACAAGUCGCCAUCAUCAACAACAAUAACAACAAAAUGAAGACCAGCUACAGCAUUAAGCAGGUCUUGAAGACCUUCUUCAAGAAGCAACAAAAACAACAACAGAACAAGCAGUGCCAGAACAACUCACUGGAAUCACUUGAAUCCGUGGACAAUCUGCGCAACACUGAAGUCGAGGAGGUCUACUAUGCCGAAAUCGAUGAGAAUGCCGCCAACGAGAAACUCGCCCAGUUGGUGCAGGAGCAAGAGCUCGAUGCCGAGGAGGACAUCUAUGUGCCCGUACGCUUUGCACGCACUCAGGCCGGCACCUUCUUCUGGACAACCAAUCUGCAGCCAGUUGCCAGCGUCGAUGCCGAUUUGCUGCAGCCCGCCUACUGCUAUUCCAGCCAACAGCAUCCGUUCAUGCAAUAUCAGGAUCGUUGGGCUCAGGCUUAAAUCUGAAAAUCAGGGCCCAAUCCUCGAAACAACAACCAGCUUUAAAUGCAUACAACACUGUGAUAGCAGUAGCAGCAGCAGCAGCAGCAGCAGCAUCGUACUUAAUCUUAACUCGAACUCAACUCAGCGAUCCCAGCGCUUCCACUAGAUUAUAAGAUAUUGUGAUAGAAAAUGAGAGCUUUACAAAAUACAUAACAAAAGAU
Molecule: messenger RNA, 661 nt
Organism: Drosophila grimshawi
Lineage: Eukaryota; Metazoa; Arthropoda; Insecta; Diptera; Drosophilidae
Gene: E(spl)malpha-BFM
Product: enhancer of split malpha protein
Exons: 1
Coding region: 18-458 (146 amino acids)
Biological process (GO): Notch signaling pathway; sensory organ development
Source: RefSeq, a predicted model, not a curated record